Molecule: messenger RNA, 3100 nt
Organism: Pocillopora damicornis (cauliflower coral)
Lineage: Eukaryota; Metazoa; Cnidaria; Anthozoa; Scleractinia; Pocilloporidae
Product: required for meiotic nuclear division protein 1 homolog
Biological process (GO): positive regulation of mitochondrial translation
Source: RefSeq, a predicted model, not a curated record
AUGAUGAAAGUUUCUAUUGUAAAUAGUACGUUUUCACUGGGCAUUAUAAAUUCAUUUCCCUUCACAGCUUUUUCAAACUAACACCCACUUUUUAAUUAUUUUAAAUUUAAGUUCCAUUUAUGGCAUUAAAGGGGGUGUGAAUGGGGGAGGGACCAUGUGCUACAAUGAAUGGAGGGGAAACUUGGCCCGAGUUUUAAUCAAGCAGGCACUGAGAUCAGCGGUUAAUCGCAAAAAUCAAGAUGGCGAACAAACUUCUUCGGAAGUGUGUCAUUCUAGCUGGCUUUUGUGUGAAAAAUCCUCCGCAGAAAUCAUCAAAUUUUUUUAGUAAUCGUAACUUGAAGGUUUUUAAAACCUCUCUUUAUCAUACAAGCAGUAUUCAUUGUAAGGGAGCAGAAAUGCAGAAGGAAACACCAGGGACAGACAAAAUUAGACCAAGGACUAAGUCACCAUCGCACAAGAUGCGUGCACGGCAGAAAGAGACAGAUCAACAUGGCUGGAUGAUUUGUCAAGCCUAUGUUACUGGUGAGAGAUACAACAUUCAUGGAAUCAAUAGUUACCUGGGGAACAUGGCAAAAUAUCAGGCAACAUUUAUACCAGAAGAUGAGCCAAAUGUACUUCGAGUUUGUAUUAAAGACAAAAAUGGUGAAAAUAGUGGAGAAGUGUUCUUCUUUGGAUGGCUUGGAUCUUUGGUGCUAUGGAAUGUUUGUAGUGCUGAGGAGCAGUUCUUUAAAAAGAUUGCACAGCUGUUCCAAGAUGGAGGCCUUGAUAUAGCACUUACUGACACAGAAGAUGAACAACUUUUAUUUUCCUACUCCAAAAAUUCCACUGCUCUCCACAGUGGAAGGAUAAUAUUAAAUGAAAAUUCAACGGAAGACAUAAUGGCAUUAGAGAAAUAUACUUUUUCAAAUGCUUUAGCUUUGUCUGUUAAACUUGCUAUCUGGGAGUCAGUCUUAGAUCAAUAUGUGGAGUCCAUACAAUGGGUCCCUGAGGAUUUAAGGAAAGGAAGAAAAGUAAGAAUGUCUAGAAAAGAAGUGCUAGAGAAAACAGGAGAACUCAUUUCCCUCAGGUAUAAAAUCAAUUUGUCCUCUGAUCUUCUGAUGACCCCAGAUUUUUACUGGGACAGAGAAAACCUGGAAAACUUGUAUGACAAAACUUGUGUCUACCUUGAUAUUCACAGAAGAACAAGGGUGAUGAAUGAGAAAUUAAACCAUUGUUCUGAGAUGGUGGAGUUGUUAAGAACACAUCUCAGUGAAAAACACUCAUUCAGGUUGGAGUGGGGAAUAAUUGCACUUAUAGCAGUUGAGGUUGUCUUUGAGACAUUGUAUUUAAUAGAGAGAUACUUUCCAUUCAGAUGACCUUGGCCUGAAAGAAGACCAUAUCAGAGCAGCAAUCCAAAUAUUUUGUUGCACUUAUAAGGAACCUUAAAUGUUUUUUUAAAAAUUAUUUUAGAUGACCUUGGCCUGAAAGAAGAACUUAUCAAAGCAGCAAUUCACAACAUUUUGUUGCACUUAUGAGGAAUCUUAAACGUUUUUAAUAAAAUUAUUUUGGAUGACCUUGGCCUAAAAGAAAAUGGAUCAAUAUCAGUAUCUGGGCAACUGCCCACCUACUCCUCCCUUAACUCAACAACAGUCAAUUGAUAACAAGUUAGGGUUAAUGUUGGGUUAGGGGAGGGGUAGGUGGGCAGUUGCCCAGAUGCUGAUAUUGAUCUAAGAAAACCACAUCAAAGCAGUGAUCCACAACAUUUUGUUGCACUUAUGAGGAUCCUUUAAUGUUUUAAAUAAAUUUUUUAUACACUGUCACCAGAAUUGUUUUUUAUGGUUUUAGUUUACUUACAUUUCAAUAAUUAAAAUAUAUUUAACUAGUAAACUAAAAAUCUGAGACAAUUUGAAGAAAAUACAAGAAUGUCUUUACUGUGCCACUGAAUGGGAAAAUCAAGAAGACAGGUCCUUUUCAUUAUCUAUUUCUAUAGGUUUAAUUUUUCCAGUGGAGUGUCCAAAGAAAAGAAAACAUCCCAACAGAAUGUAACUAAGGUUAAAAAAAAAAGUUAUGAACUUGGUCAACAUGUAAAAAAAAAAAUAUAUAACGAUUAUCACAGAUCAAUCAAUGAAUAAUUUAUGUUUCAUUAUCUGCCUCUGCUAUCUUCAUAUGACCUUAAUUUAACAAUCUCUUGCAAUGGGACUCAGAGAAUGAUGAACACUAGAAAUGUUUAUGGGAUGUUGAUGUUCUUAUGUUGCAAAGAAAGAGCCAAUCAGGCAUUAUGUAACUGCUUGUAAACCUCUAUGGCCAAGGUAAAUAGUUUGUUGUUAUGAGGUUUGCACACAAGUCUUUAAUUUCCUCAUGAUUGGUUGGUAAACAGUUGACAUGUCAGAAUCAAAUCAAAGUGUUCGUGGUUUUCUGUGUCUCACAGAAACUAUUUCCACUCGACUGCAAAUCAUAAAAUUUGCUUUUAUUUGUUAAGUAAUAGAUUAUUACUUGCUUUUGGUCAAUCCUUUGAGAUAGACACUGUGAGAACUUGCCAAUAACACCUACAGAUAUGUGCUUUAGUUAUCAAAACUAAAGAUUAACAUGGUUAGUUUAAUUAACCUUUUCAAUCCUAAGAUAUCAUUAAGGAAUCUCCUUAAUGUUUGCUAUAUAUUUAUUCUGAUUUUAAUUGUGAGAAAUUGGUGUUGGAUCAAUAACUAAUAACCUAGUUGAUGUUUUCCUUUCCUCUCAUUACAUGUAUGCUUGACAUUAUUAUGACAUUGUAUGCCAGGGAGAAAUUAGAAGGGUUAGAAGAAGCAGCUAUCUUGCUCUAGCAUCAAGUUCUCAUAACUAAUUUACAAGGAAAUGUGUAGCAGCUGGAGGGGAGAAUUAACAAUCAGAUCUUGGAGUUCAAGGGUUAAUUUAUAACCUUAGCAUAGGAUAAAAUGAGUGAAAACUAAGAAUAUAUGCCUGAGCUUUUAACGACUGAUGGAUGCUUGAAACAUAAUAGUCCCAAAGACAAAACAAUUAGCUGCAGGAAAAAAUGAAAAACACAAAAAACAAAAAAACAUUUAAGACUUCUCAACCCACAUAAAGUUGCCACUGCCAGGAGUUUCUUGAAUAAAAAAUCUUUGGCAAA